Molecule: messenger RNA, 485 nt
Organism: Arabidopsis arenosa
Lineage: Eukaryota; Viridiplantae; Streptophyta; Magnoliopsida; Brassicales; Brassicaceae
Source: the annotation of a GenBank genome assembly
AGUUAAUUCGUUAUUGCAGCAUUAAGAGUGUUUAAGGGGAUCAAAGAGGACUAAAAGAGCAAGACUUAAUGACAGUCGAAAGCGACAAUGAAGAUGAUCAAUUACCUGAUGGGAUAGAGGAUGAUGAAGUAGAUAGCAUGGAAGAUGAUGAGGGAGAGAGUGAGGAAGAUGAUGAAGGAGAUAGCGAGGAAUAUGAUGAAGGAGAUAACAAGGAAGACGAGGAUGGAGAAAGCGAGGACUUUGAAGAUGGGAAUGAUAAAGAGAGUGAGAGUGGCGAUGAAGGUAAUGAUGACAAUAAAGAUGCUCAGAUGGAAGAGCUUGAGAAAGAGUACAUGGAGCUUCGUUCACAAGAACAGGAUAUCUUGAAGAACUUGAAGCGUGAUAAAGGUGAAGAUACUGUUAAAGGUCAAGCGGUGAGGAAUCAGAAGGUAUGACCUUCUUCUACGGUUUGUUAAAUCAACAAAAAAUCAAAAUUUACUGAAACU